AUGAGGGAGUUCAAAGUGGUCGUUUUGGGCAGUGGCGGUGUCGGAAAAUCGGCGCUUACGGUCCAAUUCGUCAGUAGCACAUUCAUCGAAAAGUACGACCCCACAAUUGAGGAUUUCUACCGAAAAGAGAUUGAAGUGAGUGUGGCCUCGGGCAUUUCUCUCUGGAAUUCUAGUCCUCUCAGGUCGACGGCCAGCCAUCAGUACUCGAGAUUCUUGACACGGCCGGAACCGAACAGUUCUCAUCGAUGCGGGAUCUUUACAUCAAAAACGGACAGGGAUUCGUGGUGGUCUACUCGAUCACCAGCCAACAGACAUUUCACGAUAUUCGCAAUAUGAAAGAGCAGAUUGUCAGAGUGAAGGUGCGGUUGGAAAUGGAAAAAAAUGAGAAAUACACGGGAGAUUGUUAUUGUAGGGCUCGGAAAAUGUGCCGAUUCUGCUGGUGGGCAACAAGUGCGAUCUUUCGCAUCAACGACAAGUCAGAAGUGAAGAAGGACUCGCGCUGGGUGAGUUUUUAGGAAUAAAUACGAUAACUGUCCCACCAAGGGCAAAUAUUCAAAUAUAAGAAAUCUUUUUUCUGCAUGUUCUGACACGAAUUUCACACAGAAAAUGAGGCUUUUGAAUACGCUUUUCCAACGUUUUGCUUUUCGCUGAUUUUGUGGCCGUUCGCUCGGUUUUUGAAGGCACAGCAACAAACUGCUUCGACAAAAUACAAAAAAACGUAAAUUUGAAUGAAAUACUCGAUUAAAAGCGAACAGAAAUGCGAAAAAGUCCGAAUUUUCGAUGCAUUUCGUGACAAAUGCGAAUCGAGGUCGAAUUGAGCAGAAAAUGUUCUUUUCUCAAGUUUACUCAUCUGUCGACAGAAACAUUCGAAGAAAAAAGGAUAUAAAGUUCAAUCGAAUAAUUUUCAGCCGAAAGCUGGUCGUGUCCGUUCACCGAAUGCUCCGCGAAGAACAAUCAAAACGUGAACGUGACGUUUGCGGAAAUUGUGCGAGAAAUGAACUACGUGCAGAGUCGAUCGAGGCAGAGCAAAACGUGCUGCACACUCAUGUGA
Molecule: messenger RNA, 1051 nt
Organism: Caenorhabditis sp. 36 PRJEB53466
Lineage: Eukaryota; Metazoa; Nematoda; Chromadorea; Rhabditida; Rhabditidae
Source: the annotation of a GenBank genome assembly